CCCAGAGUGGGGGGAGGGGGGGAGUGACAGGGUUCUACAGAGAAAAGUUUUCACUGCAACCGAACUGCUGUUUUCGUGACCACGCCCCCAGCGCGGAUAUUCAUGUUCACAUUGUUCAGUUUGUUUUUCUCUUUUAUUUUAGAUUUCUGUUAUCUGACUCUGGAUCCCAACACGGCACAUCGUCGCCUCAUUCUGUCUGAGAAGAACAGAGCGGUGAGAGGCAGUGAGAGAGAGCAGCGUUACUCUGAUCAUCCAGAGAGAUUUGAUUACUGGUGGCAGGUGUUGUGUAAGGAGAGUGUGUGUGGACGCUGUUACUGGGAGGUGGAGCGGAGCGGUGCUGGUGUGUCCAUAUCAGUCUCAUAUAAAGACAUCAGCAGGAAAGGACGGGGUGAUGAGUGUCUGUUUGGACUCAACAAUCAGUCCUGGAGUCUGCGGUGUUCUUCUUCUCUCUCUUUCUAUCACAACAGCAUUAAGACUGAUCUCAGAGUUCCAUCAGCCUCCAGAAUAGGAGUGUAUGUGGAUCACAGUGCAGGAACUCUGUCCUUCUACAGCGUCUCUGACACGAUGAAGCUCCUCCACAGAGUCCACACCACAUUCACUCAGACUCUAUACGCUGGGUUUGGGGUUGACUUGGAUUCUCCAGUGAGAUUGUGUGAUCCAGAAUAAGUGUGUAGUGUUUUCUGUAAAAUUCCUGCAUGUUGCCACGUUGUUGCUCAGUCGUCUGUUUCACUAGAACACAAUCCAGCUACACAAAAACACUCAUUUUAAUAUUUAAAUUCAAACAGAUGAAUAAUUUAAAAUAAUUCAAAAGGAAAUGUUAAAAAUUAACUGUCAGACAAGAAACUCGUCAAAUUUAAAAAGAAAAUGAUCUCAUGACCUUCGCAUUAUAAAGUUGUGUUUGUUUCAUAUUAAGCAGCGUCUCAUUAAAUAACUAAUAAACAGUAAUAAAGCCAGAACAGAACAACAUUUUAAACCUGUUCAGGUCACACUAUAUAAAAAUAAAACAUCACUUUUGGAAUGAAUUUGAUUUUUCUGCUUGUGUUCUAAGAUGUAAAAUCCACAUUCACUUUUUCAAAUCUGAAGUUGUUUCUAAACCCUGAGAUUUGAUUGUAAAACAUUGAACAAUAUUUAAACUCCAUUAGAACAUCCAGUACAUGAUCGGUUCAGGCUGCCGAUGUCGUGUUCAUCCCAUAUUCAGCCUGGAUGAUGAUUGGCCCGCAGAUAGAACCUUAUAAAUCCAGCUUUAUCUGUGAGUUUGGGAUUUUUAUUCAAAUAUUACAAUCAAAGCUUUGCAGAAUAAAAGAUAAGAGCACAGGAGAAUAAAGUUUCCCCCAGUGAUGGAGUUUCUGUGCUGAACUCAUUGUCAGACAGAAGCAAAUUCAACCUUUUCCUGAGAGUUUCAGCAGCUGGAUAAAUAUUGUUCAGUAUUUUAAACUGAAUUUCUUUCACUGUGGGUGAAAUUGGCCAUCUAAGAAAACUACAGUGUGUAUUUGUUAGCGUUCCUCCAUCGUCAGUUAUUCUUUUUUUUUUUUUUAAAUCAGGGAAUAGCUUCCAUUUUAAAAUAUUUCUAAUUCCUUUAUUAGAUUUUUCACCAAUUUCCAAUUCACCGAUUUUCAAUUCAGGCAGUUUGACCGACACCUUUGAAUAUUCAACGGUAUUUUUUAUCGUGAACCUUAAGGGAGGUGGAAUAGCUCUACAAAUUUGAUUAAAUUCUCUUUAGACACAUUUUAAAUGAAACUUUUUUACAAACGAAUUAAAUUGCAUUAAAUGUCCAUUUUCAUCCAUUAGACCAGUAAUAUCUAAAACUUUAUCAUUCCAUUCUUGUUGAAAUAAAGUCUUCCUAUUAAUAGUAAUGGUUCUAUUAUUCCACAAGGUUAAGUACGCCCGCAUUUGUGGACAUAAUUUUGGUGAAAUUGGGCAGCCUUGUCUGAUUCCACGUAAAAUCUUAAAUUUUGGUGCCAUUCCAGGGUUACGGGAGAUAUAACUAUAAAUAUAAUUGUGAAAUAUUUUAAUAACCUUGCAUAGCCCUUUUCCAAAUCCAAGAUUUGAGUUUUAUAAACAUAAAAUUGUGCUCCACAGUGUUGAAUGCUUUGAAAAAGUCUAGAAAUAAAACGAGACUGAUUGAAUAAUUGAUUGGUAAUCAAUCAUAUCCAGAAUCAGUCGGACGUGGUUUUGAAUAUAUUUUCCCUUCAUGAAGGCUGAUUGAUAUUCGUCGACAAGUUUUACAAGUACACGCUUUAAACGAUUAGCAGAUACUAAGGCAAGUAAUUUAUAAUCAUUGUAUAGUAAGGUUAUAGGUCUCCAGUUGUCAACCAACAAGUCUUUUUUGGGUUUUGGUAGCAAGGUUAUUAAGCCUGUCUUCAUCGUUGGGGAUAAACAUCCUUUGUGAAUGCAUUCUAAAAAUGCUCUAUAUAAUAUAUUUUUUUAAUAUCCACCCAAAAGUAUUUUAAAAAUUCAGAUGUUAAGCCAUCGAUUCCUGGUGAUUUACCAUUUUUCAUUUGUUUUAAUGCAAUUUCAAUUCCUGUUAUAGUUCAUUCCUCAUCAAGUGUAUGUUUGUCUUCAUCCAGUUUUUUGAGGUCAUCAUUGAUGGGAUAAAAUAAGACGUCACAUUCUGAUUUAAAUUUAAGUUACAAUAAACAAGCCAAAUUUCAUCCCGUACUCAUUUCUGAUCUAUUAUAUUAUCAUUGGUCAUAAGCUUACUCAUUUUUUCUGAGUUUGUCUGUUUUUCAAGUCUGAAGAAAUACGAUGAACUUUUUUCACCCUGUUCGAUCCAUCCAGCUCUUGAUCGAGUGGAAGCUCCAUUUGCCUUUAUUGUUUACAUUUCGUCUAGUUGAGACUGCAGUGACUAAUUCUUAAAUGUUUUCUAAGGAUAGUUGUGUGUUAUUUACUAAUGUAUUAAUUUUAUCAAACAGAUCCUUUUGUUCUUGUUUCCUUAUCCGUGAAAGUUUUUUUUACCCAUGCCAAUUGCUAUUUUGACCUCAUUUUGGAGGUUGAAGAGACUUAACCUGAUCACAAAAUUCACCAUUCUGUAAUAAGUUAUUAAAUUUCCCAGAUAUGAGGAACACUAAAAAACCUAAUUUUACAGUAUGACUAAUUUACAGCAGUUUUCCUGUUCUUUAAAAAUAAUGUACAAA
Messenger RNA from Neoarius graeffei (lesser salmon catfish), 3134 nucleotides. RefSeq names its product stonustoxin subunit beta-like. The transcript has a single exon. Bases 103 to 666 code for a protein of 187 amino acids. Gene Ontology annotation, molecular function: protein binding. The record is from RefSeq and is a predicted model, not a curated record. Lineage: Eukaryota; Metazoa; Chordata; Actinopteri; Siluriformes; Ariidae.